Molecule: messenger RNA, 2375 nt
Organism: Ochotona curzoniae (black-lipped pika)
Lineage: Eukaryota; Metazoa; Chordata; Mammalia; Lagomorpha; Ochotonidae
Gene: TUBE1
Product: tubulin epsilon 1
Exons: 11
Coding region: 193-1677 (494 amino acids)
Biological process (GO): microtubule cytoskeleton organization; mitotic cell cycle
Cellular component (GO): microtubule; cytoplasm
Molecular function (GO): GTP binding; structural constituent of cytoskeleton
Source: RefSeq, a predicted model, not a curated record
GGCUGCAGGCCGAGGGAAUGACCCGGUCGGUGGUCGUGCAGGGUGAGCUGCCCAGGGCGGCUGCAGGUCGGGAGAAUGACCCGGUCGGUGGUCGUGCAGGGUGAGCUGCCCAGGGCGGCUGCAGGUCGGGGGAAUGACCCAGUCGGUGGUCCUACAGGAUAAGCUGCCCAGGUCGGCUCCUGGUUAGGCGAAAUGGCCCAGUCAGCAGUCCUACAGGGUGAGCUGAGCUUGUGUCUUACUGUCCGUUCUCUUCCUCCUGCUCUCCUGCGGUCAGUCGGUCAGUGCGGGAACCAGAUCGGCUGCUGCUUCUGGGACCUGGUGCUGAGGGAGCACGCCGCGGUCAACCAGAAAGGAAUUUACGAUGAGGCGCUCAGCAGCUUCUUUAGAAACGUGGACACCAGGGUGGCUGGUGAUGGUGGCGAUAUUUCCAAGGGGAAAAUAAGUUCUUUAAAAGCUCGAGCUGUCUUGAUUGACAUGGAAGAAGGAGUAGUGAAUGAAAUUUUGCAAGGACCAUUGAGUGAUGUGUUUGAUAACAAGCAGCUCAUCACUGAUAUUUCUGGCUCAGGAAAUAAUUGGGCUGUGGGUCACAAAGUUUUUGGCCGCCUUUACCAAGAGCAGAUCGUUGAGAAGCUCAGGAAGUCGGCCGAGCACUGCGACUGCCUACAGUGCUUCUUCAUCAUCCACUCCAUGGGAGGAGGAACUGGGUCUGGACUUGGCACAUUUCUUUUAAAGGUGCUUGAAGAUGAGUUCCCAGAAGUGUACAGAUUUGUGACCUCAAUUUAUCCUUCCAACGAGGAUGAUGUCAUAACUUCACCUUAUAAUAGCAUCUUGGCCUUGAAGGAGCUCAACGAGCAUGCUGACUGUGUGUUACCCAUUGACAAUCAGUCAUUAUUUGACAUCAUUAGCAAAAUUGACCUCGCGGUGAGUUCUGGAAAGUUGGGCGCAACUGUGAAGCCCAAGAGUGUGGUGACUUCCGGUGCUGAGGUUGUAAGGCAGCGGCACAAGAAGCCCUUUGACGCAAUGAACAACAUCGUGGCAAAUUUGCUACUUAACCUGACAAGCUCGGCACGAUUUGAAGGAUCUCUUAAUAUGGACCUUAAUGAAAUCAGCAUGAAUUUAGUUCCUUUUCCUCAACUUCAUUAUCUUGUAUCAAGCCUAACCCCUCUGUAUACCCUCGCAGAUGUUAACAUUCCCCCUCGAAGGCUGGACCAGAUGUUUUCAGACGCAUUUAGUAAAGAUCACCAGCUUCUACGGGCUGAUCCAAAACACGGUCUCUACCUCGCCUGCGCCCUCAUGGUCAGAGGAAAUGUGCAGAUUUCAGAUCUUCGCAGGAACAUCGAAAGAUUAAAGCCUUCUCUGCAGUUUGUGUCCUGGAAUCAGGAAGGUUGGAAGACCAGCCUGUGCUCAGUGCCUCCUGUGGGCCAUUCCCAUUCGUUGUUAGCUUUAGCCAAUAACACCUGUGUGAAGCCCACCUUCCUGGAACUGAAAGCACGGUUCCUGAGGCUGUAUAAGAAAAAGGCUCACCUUCAUCACUAUCUGCAAGUUGACGGGAUGGAGGAGGACUGCUUUACAGAAGCCAUGUCAUCUUUGUCCACGCUUAUAGAGGAAUACGACAAACUGGACGCCACAAAAGGCGUGCCUGUGCAGGACGUGCCUAGACUAAGUGUGGCUGUCUGAAAAAAAGAACCCCAAACACAACUUUUUUUGAAUUUCAUAGUGUUCUGUCACAUUUGUGUGGUUCUGAAAGCCCAGUUUGUUUCUCAGAGUUCUACGUGUUUUUGUCUGGCACAGUAAUGAUACCAGUGAGGGUAAUCAGUGAAGUUGUUACCAUAUCUUCAGACAUCAGUCUUCAAAAAGUGCCCCUGUCUGAAAGAAGAAUGUGUUAACACUUAUUUACAGCUUCUAAUUUGGGCAUUUAUACACUAGCUAUAACUUUGUACUUACUUAUAAUUUAUUGUAUGAUUUGUAUUUUUAUAUUUAAAUUCUCAUUCUUUAUAAUGCAGGGACACAGGGGUGGGAAGCAUACAGCAUGGGCACUUGAGGCCCAUGCAAUCAUUUGAUCUGGCUCUGCGAAGGCAAUCACUGGCGGGGCUCAAAAGUCCAUAAAUCCACAGCAAGCUAACUUAAGUUUUAUAUGACCCACAAAUGUUGUUACAAAUAUCCAAAGGGCCUUAGGCAGGAAAAGCUUCCCUAGCUUGGUGGAAGGACUCAGGGUUGGUAGUUCCAUGUAACAUCCACUAGCCUUACGAAUAAGCUUUCUUAAAACUGCUAAGGAGGCUUUAUUUAUUCUUUGGGUAACAGCGUGUUUGCACUCAAAAGAAACACAGUUUGUACACUUAACAUGUAUUAAAUUUUCAAGUAUAAUUUUUGGUCAA